This is a messenger RNA of Lethenteron reissneri (Far Eastern brook lamprey), 3759 nucleotides long. RefSeq names its product ankyrin repeat and SAM domain-containing protein 4B-like. Gene Ontology annotation, molecular function: protein binding. The record is from RefSeq and is a predicted model, not a curated record. NCBI's taxonomy places the organism in Eukaryota, Metazoa, Chordata, Hyperoartia, Petromyzontiformes, Petromyzontidae.
GUGUGCACAGGACAUCGGCGCCGUGGGCAGACGAGGUCGGCCGGGCGUGGUGCUGGCCACCCAACCCACAUCAGAAUCUUUAUUCACACUGGAGGAGGAAUCUUAUGAGCAAUAAAGCUCUUUCCCCCCCAAAGCUGCCCAACAAACGAAACACGAUCGGAGGGUUGCCGGCCUUCGCAAGGUGCUACUCGCUCCUCGACGGCACUUGCCCCUCCCCCCCAACCUGCCGAAGGCUGCACGGGGGAUCUUUGUCUUUUGUGCGAGCGCGCGAUUAGAGGGGGGCGACCUUUGGAGCCCGUGAGCGUCGCGGUCGAGAAGUUUCCAUCGGUUCGAACGCGCGAGCGGUCGUGCGAGGUUUUGAGUGGAUUAAAACAAAAUUGAAAAAACCCGUCGCUUUUCACGAUGCCAUACGAAAGAUGAAGAAGAAUAAGAAUUGGUUAGCGUAAAAAAAACUUUUUUUUUAAUGCGGUAAAACAAAACAAAAAAAAUACGAAUUAAUAAAUCCGUUAGUGUUUUUGUUGGGCGUUUGAAGGUGACGAGAAGGAAGGGGGUGGGUGGGGAAGGGUCGCGAACGGCGGGGAGGCGACUUGAUCCGUCGUUCUACCACCACCACCACCACCACCCCACGGACAAGAGACUCCACAACCGGCACAACUCAGCGCUGCCAUCCGUUCUCGUGGUGGUGGUGGCGGUGGUGUCGCUUGUCUUUGUUGUUGGUGGUGGUGAUUGGUUGGGUAGUGGUGGUUGGUUGAUGGUUGGGUUGUGGUGGGAGUUGGGUGGGUGGAGGUAAGAGUUUGUGGUUGGGUGGUGGCUGGGUGGUGGUGUGACUUGGUGGUUGGGUGGUGGUGGGAGUUGGUUGUGUGGUGGUUGGUUGAUGGUUGGGUUGUGGUGGGAGUUGGUUGGUUGGUGGUGAGACUUGGUGGUUGAGUAGUGGUGAAAGUUGGUGGUUGGGUGGUGGUUGGUUGGUGGCUGGUGGUGGCAGAGGUCACGAUGGCCGUGCGAUUCCACAACGCGGCCCGCGAUGGCUUCCUGGAGCCGCUGAAGGAGGCGACCCGCCGUGACCUCAACACUCCGGACGCAGAGGGCCUCAGCCCGACCCUCAUGGCAGCCUCGCGGGGACACCUCGAGGCCCUGCGUCUGUGCGUCAGCCGUGGCGGAGACCCCGAGCGCACGGACCUGUGGGGCAACUCGGCGCUGCACCUGGCGGCGGGCGCGGGCCACCUGGAGUGCGUGGCCUUCCUGGCCGACAUGGACGCAGGCCUCUGGGCCCUGGACAACAACUUCCACUCGGCGCUGGAGCUGGCGGCGCUGCGCGCCAACUCGGACUGCGUGGCGUUGCUCGACGCCGCCAUCGCCGACAAGGGGCGCAAGGACCCGCGCGGAGUCACGCGCGCCAAGGAGAAGGCGCGGCGGGAAGCGGAGAAGCGCGUCGGCGAGACCACGAAGCUGCAGGAGAAGCACCAGAAGCGCAUGGAGCGAACCGCGGCGGCGUCGGGGACCCAGGGCCGGGCGGCCGCGCCGGCCGUCGGCUCGCGCCGGGGCUUCGGCACCUUCGGCACCUUCGCGCGCAUCCAGGCGAAGCUCAAGAUCGGCACGGUGUCGCGCGCCGGCGGGCAGAAGGAAGCCGGCGGCGACGGCGAGAUGGACGAGGAGCCGGGGAAGAGCGGAGGCGGAUGGGAGAAGGCGGCGGGAGGAUCGUUGCCCGAGGAGCCGCACUCGGAAGAAGACGCGAGCGAGGAGUCGGUGUUUAACCGCCCGGGGCUCGGCAACAUGGUGUUCCGUCGCAACUUCCUGAGCGGCGGAGCGUACAACGUGGACUCGGAGAGCGUGAGGGGCCAGCGCAACGCGGUCCCGGCCUCCUCCUCCUCCUCCGCCGCGGAUGGAGCCGGCUCCGCGGAGCGGCCCGGCGCUCUGCCGGCACACCGGGAAGGCGGCGGCUCGUCCGCGCUGGCGCUGCAAGCCAUGUGGGACAUGCUGGACGAGGAGGGCGAGCCGGCUUCGGGCGACGGCGAAGAGAUGCCUUGGGAGGACGCGGAACUGGGCCUGGACGACAACGGCGGUGGCGGCGGCGGCGGCGACGACGACGACGACUGCGGCCCUCUGGACGCCUUCCUGGCGUCGGCCGGCGCGGAGGAGUUUUCGCCAGCAUGCCGCCGCGAGCGCCUCGACCUCGAGGCGAUGCUCCUCUGCUCCGAGGGCGACCUCGCCAGCCUGGGCAUGCCCCUCGGGCCCCGCAAGCGCGUCAUGGCGGCCGUCGACAAGCGCAGGAGGGCUCUGGCCGCGCCGGCGGGCGUCGCUCGCGACACCAAGCUGUGACGGAGAGAGAGAGAGAGGAGCGGACAGAGAGGAGAGAGAAGAGCGGACAGAGAGGAAAGAGAGGGACCAACGUGGACGCUCGUGCCCGGCGGCCGCCACCGCUGCGACUGCGCCGUUGGCGUCACCGUGGUCGUGCCGACCCCGCCGCCCGCCAGCGGCCGCGUUGGGUUUGCCGUCGUCCGGCCAGCGUGGCGAACAACAACGCGUGCCGAUGCCGCGGCGGCCGUGUCGCCGUCGACAUCGUCGUCAUGAGCACUCCGUCGUGUUUCCGGGUUGCACCGAUUUUCGGCGCGACGUCCGACAUUUCACUCCACGUGCCAACGGUAGAUUCUUCUUCGAAAGCCCCUGGCGCAGAGGGAAGAGGCGAGGGGCCUCCACCAGUGUGAGCUCUGGAGAGCCCCUCUACAGGGUGUUUGGCCUACUCUUCCUCACUUGGUCACGUGUCUCGUUGAACGCGGGAGUUGCCCACGUGUUGCCACGCCACAGGCAACGCGACGAUCCACUUCUUCGUCUUCGGUCGUACGGCCGAUGGAGACGCAGAGACGACAACUUACAAUUUCACAUUUGGGUGGCCAAGUCAGCGCGACCACGAGCAGCGGAGUGGUCGUGAUGUGAGUGUGUACCGCCCCUGCGACGUUUUCUUUGUAUUUGUGGACCGGGGUUGAUUGCGCGCGUUAUACGUUGUUGUUGUUACGGUCUCCGUUCUGGACGACCACAGUCACCACGCACCGCUACUGGAGAGUUUCUUUUUUGACAUUUUUCAUUUGCGCAUCAGGCAUCGUCCGCAUCUCCUGCCAUGCUUUGUGCAGUGGGUGCGGUUUAGGGUGGACCCAUGAGCUCUAGAUUUGAAGCUUUCGUGACUGCAAGGAUUCAUACUCUGGUUUUUUCGGUAAAGUCACGUAGGUAGAAAAAUAAAAUAAAUGAAAAUUAAAUUAAAUCACGACGUUUCGGAGGCAACACAAGCUUCCGUCUUCAGGUGGAACCGUUACAGCCAAAAUCACUUACCACAGUGAAAAGUCGUGAUUUUAUUUAGUUGUUUUCAUUUAUUUUAUUUUUUACCUACGUGACUUUACCGAAAAAAACAAAAAGUAUGGACCCAUGAGCUUGGUCGCAAGAUCGAACCCAAGGGAUCUUCUGUUUUGGGUCUUUCACAAAGCAGGAGAUGCCUGGGGUUUGAUCUGCCACGAAGCGCACGGUCCACCCCAUAAACCGCAUCCACUGCACACACCAUGGCAGUCGAAGCGGCUGAUACCCGAUGGGUUAAUGGUUGUGAAUGAGCAAGCUCGAGUUAGACAUUAUUAGCAAGACCGCUGUGCUGUUGCCAAGUAACAAAUAUACCCCCCCCCCCCCAGCCGAUCAGUGCGGCUAAGAUGUUCGCAGAGCGGAUGCGGACCUGCGGCCGUCUGGAAUGCUCUUUCCUUCCGAUGUUAGGAAGCCACUGCA